This is a messenger RNA of Syngnathoides biaculeatus (alligator pipefish), 1728 nucleotides long. It is a transcript of the gene pttg1ipa, whose product is annotated as PTTG1 interacting protein a. The record is from RefSeq and is a predicted model, not a curated record. Gene Ontology annotation, biological process: protein import into nucleus. Gene Ontology annotation, cellular component: cytoplasm; nucleus. Lineage: Eukaryota; Metazoa; Chordata; Actinopteri; Syngnathiformes; Syngnathidae. The coding region runs from base 124 to 627 and encodes 167 amino acids. The transcript has 7 exons.
UUCGUCACCGGAAAAGUUCCGGCACACGCCUCCUCCUUACUCUGCGUGUGCUGACAUUUCGCCUUCUGACUUUUUUCCCCCCACCGGAACUUUUCAUUCCAGUUCAGUCGCGAACGAGGCGAGAUGUUUUUAAGCAGUUGUGUGCCGGUCGUGCUUAUUUUUUGGUGGACUUCGACGACGGUUUGGGCCCAAACUGCCGCACCUGGCGUAGUCUGCGAGUCCAAGAACGGGACCAGCUGCGAGGAAUGUCUGAGCAACGUGACGUGUUUGUGGUGCAUCAAAACCAAGUCGUGCGUGACGUACCCGGUGAGGACCAUCCUGCCGCCGCACUCGCUUUGCCCGCUCUAUGACGCCCGCUGGGGGCUCUGUUGGAUGAACUUCCAGAACUUGAUCAUUACGCUCGCGGUGGUGGGCGGCGUCAUCAUCAUCGCCCUGCUGGUCUGUCUGUUCUGCUGCUGCAAGUGUGAAAACUUCGGCUCGUCAAGGUUCAUGGCUAAGAUGGAGAGGCAAGCAAACAAGUCUAGAACAAAACAGGAGGAAAGGCGUGCUGAGAUGAAACAGAGACAUGACGAUAUCAGGAGGAAAUAUGGCCUGAGCGGACCAAAUCCUUACUCCCGGUUCGGAUGAGAGGAUUUGUACCCCUGGACUUUAUUUAAUGGAACGCCUGUUAAUUUAUGAAUUCAUAUAAACUUUCAUUUAGAUGCCUCUGUUGUCAUUUGGCCAAUGAUGAGGAAUUUUGUAUAAUGAGUCCAAAUUCGAAUGCCCCCUUUUCCACUGCACGGUACCUCAUUGCCGCGUUAUCGACAAUGGCAGGUACUACGAGGUACCAUUUCUGUCGCUCAUCGGUCGAAUGGAUUCAACAUUGUGACAUUUGCGAAUACCUGCUAAAAACUGACCGCAUAAUAAACACAUAACGUAAUUUCCGGCCUACAUAGCGCACAGGAUUAUUUUUUCGGAUAAGUUUUAAUACCUUAGCUGAGGCUAACAUAGCUACAACACGGUAGCACGUACAGGGCUGGUUUAAAAAAAAAAAAAAAAACAUACCGGUAAAAAAAACCCAAGUAGCAACACGGUAGUACAGCACUUGACGGGCCAGUUAAAAAAAAAACAUACCUAAAUCACUGAGACACGGCAGCAACACGCUAGCGCAGUGCUAACAGGGCCAGUUUAAUUUAAAAAAAAAAAACAUACCGGUAAAAAUCACUGAGACACGGCAGCAACACGCUAGCCCGGUGCUAACCGGGCCGGUUUAAUAAAAAAAAAAAAAAAACAUACCGGUAAAAAUCACUGAGACACGGCAGCAACACGCUAGCACAGCACUAACGCUAGCGCAGCGCUAACAGGGCCGGUUAAAAAAAAACAUACCGGUAAAAAUCACUGAGACAUGGCAGUAACACAGCAGCAAAAUGCUAGCAUGACGCUAGCGCGGUUCUAACAGGGCCGGUUUAAUUUAAAAAAAAAAAAACAUACCGGUAAAAAUAACAGAGACAUGGCAGCAAAACGCUAGCACAGCAUUAAUGCUAGCGCAGCGCUAACAGUGCGGGUUAAAAAAAAUAUAUAUACCGGUAAAAGUCACUGAGACACGGCAGUAACACAGCAGACGCAUGCGAGCACAGCGUUAACGCGAGCGCACCGCAAAUAGGGCUGGAUUAAAAAAAAAAUCAAACCAGUAAAAAUCACUGACACACGGCAGUGACGCGCUAGCAAGCCCAGUUUAAAAAAAAACAA